Molecule: messenger RNA, 7161 nt
Organism: Porites evermanni
Lineage: Eukaryota; Metazoa; Cnidaria; Anthozoa; Scleractinia; Poritidae
Source: the annotation of a GenBank genome assembly
AUGAAGCUCGUGGUUAUCAUUGUCGCCGCGUCGGUUUGUGUCAACUUGCAUUACUGCGAAGCAGAAGAUAAAUCAAGAAGACAAGUAAGAUCAACUGCCCUUUUUCGUUUCCAAGUAACUACGUUGCUUAUUUUUGAAAAGAGGUAAAAAUAUAAAAAUUGCUUAAUGGCACUUUUCAAAGUUUAACGGCAACCUUUUGGAACUCGGUUGUUAAGAACUGAGAGACAAACGAGAGAAAGAUAACAAUCCCAGUAGAGAUAAUAAAUAAUAGUUUUCCAAUUCCUCUUGGCUAUCGGCAAUAAUCGUCUUAUCCUUUGUUCUUCCUUAAUUAACAGCCAAUUUGCACCUCUCCUCUACGUUAGUAAAGUUGAAAUGAAUACCCAUGUACUAAUGGUGUAAAUACGAAGAAUGUUAUUCGCAAACGAGGCUUGGAAGUGAAAUUUGCUUUUCUGACAUAAUCACGCAUCCAAAAGAAAAAAUAAAUUAAUAAUUAUCGAAUUCCAAAAAAAUAGCAAAUUUUUUGGGGGAAUAUAAUUGGUUGAUAAAAUUAACUAAACAAUUCUAAUCAAUUACUAACAACAAUUCAAACUGACAGAAGGGGCAGGCACUUCGCUAGUCAUUUGAGUCAGAUAUCAAAAUAUGACUUCCUUACUUGAACUGAUCGUGAAAUAAACGUUAUGCUAAUUACUAGACUCUUCACAGUCCCCUAUUUUUCCGUAAGAUGGUAGAGAUCGAGCGCUUUGCGUUACGAGCUACCAUCUUGCAUGAGUUUCAAAACUACUUUGGGGGUGGGGGCGGUUUGGGAGGAAGCCAGAAAAAUAGAGGGACUGUAAUAACAUCACUGCAGCUCGCGUUCAGGAGGCGUGACAGGAAUUUCACGCCUUUUACCAUUCAUUAAUUAAGAAACUCCACUAGCGAUGACAAACAUGCCAGACACAUUUAGCAUCGAUUUCGCUUGUUUACAAAUGUCUCCUUUCGAAAAGUGAUUUUAUACAGUUUCUAGGCCAUUCCUCCAAAUAAAAUCGGCAAACAUGCACAGUUGAAACAUUUUCCUAAUCGAAGCGCUAAGCAUGCUCGCUUCACCACAGAUUAGAACGGUUAAACCUCCCGAUAAAAAGCCAGGCAUUUCUGACAGGUCGUCUUUCUUUGCAUCGGCGUACCGUUAAAUUUCAAUUCGUUUGACAAAAACUGUGUUACAACAUUCCCCUGCCUGGGCUGCUUUAAAAGCAUGUUAGCUUACGUGAUUCAUCCGCAAAAUAUCAAAAUCCUUCUUGUGUUUGCGCAAGAUGUAUUAUGAAAGCGUACGUUUUAUAGAAACGACGACUUGUCAGUGUCGGCAACUUAAACUAAACCUGUUGUCAACGCAAAUUAACAUCUACUGUCUAAUGACCAAUUAAACGCCUGCGUUGCUGGUACAACGCGCUAUAUGUCGACAAUCUCACGAAAAAAUGGGGGACUGUGAACAGUCUAGCUAAUUACAGUUACUAAUGGAUAUAUAUAUAUAUUUAUAAGCUAUAGCUGAUGCUCCUCAAUCAAUUGAGUCGAGCGCUCUACGAAAUACGUUCUACUCAAAAAACGAAUUUAUAUAUAUAUAUAUAUAUAUAUGAUGAUUUUUAACUCAUUUACUGUUGGCAACGAUCACACUCGUUUUCAAAAAGGUUGACAUUAUGUUCUUUAUAUUAGACUAAUCUCGGCUCUCGUAGUGGAGUUUAGAGUUUUUUUGGCUGCCUUGAGCAAAGUUUUCCGGAAGGCAUCAUUAAGCCUUAUGAAGGAACAAUUCUCACGUAUGGCAAAGUCUGCUGCGUCCAAUAUCUUCUCGUAUUUCGUCUCACUUCGGGCUACACGGGUGAAAAAGACUGAUCCCGGGCUUGAGACUAAAAGACUGGAUAUUGCGAGCUUUGUUGUUGGCAGUAACAAGUCUUUGGCCUUACAAAGUAGGUUCUAGGGAUGAAAUCUAUUCGGCGAAAUGGAAAUUGACGCUGAUUUCUAACCAGGCAAAAGACUUAGUAAAAACUUGUUUGGAAGGCGGGGGCUGUAUGUCUCCUUUUCAACUGCUGGUGUAUAUCCGGGAUCUUUAAUAAAUCUGUAAUAAUCUUUACUAACAACUAGGAUGGUUGAGGAUUUAUCUCUAGUACGGAACUACACAGCAUGGCCGAAGCUUACACACUAAUGAUUAUGUACGCAUGCGUACGGAAAUACCGCUGAUCAUUACAACUUUUCCCUAAAAAAAAAAAAAAAAAUACAAACAACAGAGAAGAAAACAAUCAAGCAUCCAGCAAUUGCUAUGUGUGAAAACCAAAAACAGUUAAUGUUCACAAAUGUUAAACACUGUCCUUGAAUCAUAAUGGUCUCCGCGAAAAGAGAACAGAUGUUCAAUGUCCACAAAUGUUAAAGAUAGUUCUUAAAUCGUAAUGGCCUCCGUAUGGCCCUUCCACUCCCAGUCUUCUAUUGUUCUGACGUCUCCAAAGAGCCAUCGCCUGAAUGAUUUCUCUCUAGUUCGUGGGACCCUGAGACAGGUUCUUCCACAACUGGGUUUCCUUGACUGUAUUGUUCGCUGCAAGGUAAGUUUCCAUUUAUGCUUCCUGGUGGAGGUUCAUGAAAAUGUGAGUCAUUUGUCCAUGCAGGACCACAGCCUGCAGUUUCAUCAACAUCUUUCUAUUUCUGCGGUAUUCUCCACCAUUAUCGGUUUGCACUUUGUAAGACCUAGGUGUUUCUGCAUGGUCCACUACCACCCGUGGUUCCCAGCGAUUUCCCAUGCGUACCCUGAUCUGUUUGCCUUUUUCUAAAGCUCGUAGCUGUCUGGUGUGCUGAUUAAAAUAGUAUUUUUGCUUCUCUUGCUUCAGCCUUAACUUCUCCUUUACUUUGUUUGGAUCGAGGACUCUGGGUUGCAGUUGAGCUUCAGUGGUGGGGAUAAUUGAUCUGAGUCGUCUAUUCACGAGAAGUUGCGCUGGUGAGCCGACCUCAUCAAUAGGAGUGUUCCUGUAUUCUAAUAAUCCUAGAUAUGGAUCACGGUUGUCGUGCUUUGCUUUUGUUAGCAGAUUCUUUACCGUUUGAACUGAUUUUUCAACAAGCUCAUUCGCUUGUGGGUAGAGUGGACUGGUGGUGGUGUGUUUGAAUUCCCAUUGUUUCGUUAAUGACUCAAAUUCCUUGGAUGAGUACUGAGGACCAUUGUCACUGAUUACCUCACAUGGUAUUCCAUGACGCGCAAAAGCAGAUUUGAUGUGGGUGAUGACCGUGUUACUUUUGGUGUCUGGUAGUUUGGCUACUUCAAAAAAUCGCGAGUGGUUAUGUAGAAUGAAGAGGUAUUCUGAUUUAUUCCAGGUGAACAAGUCUGUUGCUACGUUUUCCGAAAGCCUCCCAACGAGGGUUAAUUAAAAUACUGUUGUCAACAAGCGACGUUUACAGUGCGACCGGGAAAACCGUGAACGCUUGAAAUAUCUCGGGAAUGUUCAUGGUGUUAUGACCAAUCACAGCAAAGAUCAGGACACGCGAACGGGCCACAAAACCGCAAACUAAUUAACGUUCUUGCUUACGGUUUAGAUUUUUCACGCCUGAUUGGCUUAUUUCUUGCGACAGAAAAACAUUCCAGAAAUAUUUCUGGUGUUUACGGUUUUCCAACUUCAUGAUUUCAACUCUGUCACGCAAUUCUGUUAAGCCUGGUUUCCAUAUGAUCGUCCGAUCGACCCAGUCGUUUCAAAAUAUUUCGAGAGGAUCCUGACGACUGGGGCGAUUGGUAGUUUCCAUAUGAUCGUCUUGAUCGCCUCAAAGACAAGAGACGCGGGGUCGUCAGCGAUGUCUCUGGGUCAGACAAUAAAAUUUUUGCGCGUGUUUUGCAAACAAGCCACAUAUAUGGAUGAUUUUUAUUCGUAAAGCGAACCUCGUAACUUGGUAUCUGCUUUUUCCCUUGAUUUUGCGACAUUGAGAAGCUAGAAGAGUUCCCCGAAGACAUAGUAUCUUCGAAAACUUGAUGUCACGGACUUUUUUCUAAUUUCAAAUAACCCACAUACGCGCUGCGAGCACUUGUGUAUUAUUUUUUCGGCUUCAGCGCCAUCCGGGCCGAAUUUAUUCUCGAUUACUGGCAUAAAAGUGAUGACUUCUGGGAUAGCCUUCGAUCGUCCCGAUCGUCUCAGUCGUCUGAGAGCGUUUCCAUAUGAUCGCUUCAAAAUUUACAUGAUCGUCCCGAUCGUCCGGAUACAACUCAACUCUAUCCAAGCGAUCGAGGUCGUCUCAGUCGUCCGGGUCGUUUGCGAUCGUCUGGGUAGCGUUUCCAUAUGAUCGUCCCGAUCGUCUGAACAUUUUUUGAGACGACUUGGACGAUCGGGACGAUCCGGACGAUUAUAUGGAAACCAGGCUUUAAUCAUUGUCCGCGAUCGCUUUUUACAACACGCCACUUAUAGUUGCUCUUUGUUUUACUCUAUUACAGGUUUCAUACAAUAAUUGCAAGCCAUCUGCUCAUAUCGAAGCUUCAGAAUUGCAAAAAGUGACUUAUAACGCCAAUCAAAGUACAUUUAUAUUUUCUUGAUUUUAUAGCCACCCUAGAGCAGGCGGUGUGCGUCCGAGAUUCGACCAAUCAGAAUGCGUCAUUUGUAGAGUGAUUUUCGCUCUUGGAAAGAGGUAGUUUCGAAAACGAAGCACUCGUUCGUUUUCGAGAUUUGGGUGCUUCGUUUUCGAGAUUUGGGUGCUUCGUGCUUCAGUCUUCGUUUUCGAGUGUUUCGUUUUCGAAACUACCCUUGGAAAGAGCCGUUUUCAGAGGUAUAUGUGGUGUAAUUUUCGCUUUAUUCUAUUCCAAGCUUGUGUUGGUAAUUUCGACACUAUACAGCCGUGGAAAGUUCUUGGAACACUUUAUCUUGAUAGCAGUUGCAUUAGUUUUCAAUAUUCUUUCUUGAGCGUUUGUGACAAUUUUGAAUUGCUCGGUCAUGUGCAAGCCGCCAUGAUGAUUUGAGUGUUAUUUUCUCCUUUCUCCUUGGAUUCAUUGCUGGUUACUGUUAGCGGUUUUAUCGGAUUAUUUCGGUCAUCUUGUUACUUCAACCUUUCUUCUUUGGACAUUUGGGGUCUACCCGGGUCUCUUUAAAAGUGUCUUGGAAUGAAGAGAUUGUCUCAGCCAAAAAGAACUCCCGGCAAACGGGUUGAGUAACUUGCCGAAGCGAAAGCCGACGUGAAGCGAGUAACGCAAAAUCCAGGAAGAGUUUGUUUCAUUUUAAUCCAAAAAAAGGUAAAUAAGUUUGAAAAUUGUGAUAACCUUUGGAAACAAAACAUUUUUCAUAACCCAGUACGGAAACUGAAAGCGUGUCUUUGAAAUCAUUUGCAUGCAGUGUGUGCUAUGUGUAUGCAAAUCCUCACGUAAAUUUACGCGAGGGAAUAUAUCUCAACCAAAACACAAAACCGUUUAUCGAAGAUCUAGACAACAUCAUACAGGAUUUUAAAACUGUGAGGUUAGGUUUAUGACAAAAUCGAUACACUGCGCUCACUUCAAUGAUCGUACAGACAAGAUUGCGGUUUAAUUAUUUCUACGGCCGUAGCUUCGGUGAAAUUCCUCUUGUGCUGUAGCUGUUCGGGCGCUACUAAUGGUCUGUUUUAGCCUUGCCCAUAGAAUAUUUGUUUGCUUAUAAAGAUUAAAAACUGUCACUGUUUGAAAAAUGAUAUAAAAUUGUCGAUGAAAGUUAAAUUCUUAUGAGAGACGAUGCGAGAUUACUCACCUUGCUCUUUCUUCGCGCUCCCCCUCCUUGCCCGGUUAAUAAAGUCCAUCAGACCUUACUAUUAAAUGGACGAAUUUUUUAUUUAAGCAAAUCCAGGAAUGAGCUACAGAUCUUUUUCACUCUUCUGAGACAGAAAUAUACAUAUAAGCACAGCACUAAACAGUACCUAAAAUCUUCCGAGAGGCAGGAAAUCGCCGCCUAAAAUCAGCUAAAAUCGCACCUUCGUUCGUCUCCGAAUCGCGAUAAACUUAUUGAAAUUACCUUAUGAAGCCAAUAGCAAGCAUCUAAGGCCAGUAUGAGAUCUUGAAAAUUCUCCAAAUCGCUCUCCUCCAUAAUGUUUAUCAGAAAAGGAAGCAGUGUUUUGAUCCCGGGUUUUGAUUCAUCUCUCUCACGAGACGGGAACUUGACCAUGUCACGAUUGAAAUGAGGCACAUUAACAGUUUUACCCAUGAACCUUUGUGGGUCGUGACGCACACCGCCUGACCCUAGUGGGCCUCCCAGGGGGAGUCCUUGUUCCCCUGUUCCCUUCAAACGUUUGCUUUAGUUUGUUCCCUUGUUCCCACCUAUAUUCAGAACUUGUUACCUGCUUUUCUACUGUACGCACCUUACACCGCCCCCUCCCCCCUCCCCCAACAUCCUCUUCUCCUUUCGCGUGCUGCUCUCGCGCGACUUCUCGAGACUCCCCCAAAUGGAGAGCUUGCUGGCAGACUAAGCCUUACCCUUCGCUUAAACCCACCCCUGUACGCUCAAUGUUUCAUCAUCAGCUGCAUCUUUAGAGUCUCCGCCGAUUUGAAAAUUCCAGAAAAACAUUGACUGAGAGUUGUUUAGGUUUCUCUUGUAAAACGCAAUAGACAAAUGACGCAGUAAAAGCAAAUUGCUAAAAAAGAAAAGGCACAUCAUAGGAACAAACCUGACUGGCUGUGACCAAUUUGUCCAUUUCCUUAGCUUAGACAUGUUAUUUCGAAAUUGGCAGAUUAAUUUUCCUGGUUGACUGUUGAAUCAAGAUAGCCAGGGCUAGAUAAACAUCACCCACAGAUUAAAACAGGGCAGUGUGACGAAAGACGAUGGUGGAAGUAACCUAGACUGAGAAAGUAAGAUCACUCUUGUUUAUCCUUUAGUGAUUAAAGACUGGUCUGUCAGUGCUCCGAACAGCUAUCUUGCAGGCGGUAUGAGCUACGCAGAUGGGAAACUGACUGUGCCUGUCACUGGACUGUACUAUAUCUACCUGCAUGCCUACCAAAACAGCUAUGGAAGAGUCUUGGUUAAUGUGAAUGACGCUCCCGUGGCCUUGAUUAAUGCCCCUUCUCCGCCGGCCAUUGAACAGUUUGCCUCGCAGGUGGGCGGUCUUUUCAACUUGAAAGAAAAUGACGAAAUCUCGUUUACUUCGCAUUGGAACGGCUGCGUGCUUUACAUGGCUAGCAAGCAUACCUUUUUUGGCGCCUAUUUGGUUGAACUGGGAAUUUGA